Trichoderma virens Gv29-8 is the source of this 2640-nucleotide messenger RNA. RefSeq lists its product as uncharacterized. Gene Ontology annotation, molecular function: calcium-activated cation channel activity. The record is from RefSeq and is a predicted model, not a curated record. Bases 1 to 2640 code for a protein of 879 amino acids. The transcript has 4 exons. Gene Ontology annotation, cellular component: plasma membrane. NCBI's taxonomy places the organism in Eukaryota, Fungi, Ascomycota, Sordariomycetes, Hypocreales, Hypocreaceae.
AUGUUCGGGGACAACACGACAGACAAGUGCGACGGCAAGGACAUCAUUCCGCCGGCCUCCAAGACGGUGCGCGAUCUUGAGGUGCAGCUGGUCCUGUCCUUGAUCCUGGGCGUUGGCGCCUUGAUCGCAUUCUGCAUUCUGCGCCCGCGAUGGCCGACCCUAUAUGCUGCGCGCAAGAGGCGCCUUGAUCCGAAUAUUGGCCUGCCGGCCCUGACCGACUCUUUCUUUGGAUGGAUCCCCACGCUCUACAAGGUGUCUGAGCAGCAGGUUCUGGCGUCGGCUGGACUCGAUGCGUUUGUUUUCUUGACCUUUUUCAAAAUGGCCACCCGCAUCUUCGCCAUCAUGACCUUUUUUGCCGUCGUUGUCCUGUGGCCGAUCAACUACAGUUAUCGAAACUUUCAACCCUUGUGGGGAGGUAACGAUGACACGCCUGGCGAUGAUAACGACGAUCUUUACAAGCCCAUUGGCUUGCCUUAUGGCUCUCUCUCUCUGGGCAUAGGUAUGGCAGGAGAUGGGCCUGAAAAAGAUAGGAGCCGAGAGAGAACAUUUCUAUGGGCUUACGUCUUUUUCACCUACUUUUUCGUCGGAUUGACGAUUUAUUUUAUCAACAAGGAGACGUUCCGCAUCAUUGGCUACAGGCAAGACUACCUGGGGUCGCAGUCUACCAUUACAGACCGAACGUUUCGCCUCACUGGCGUUCCAGUUUCCUUCAGAACCGAAGCGCGUAUCCGCACGCUCAUUGAGAAGCUGGGCAUCGGCAAGGUCGAGAACGUGUCGAUAUGUCGAGACUGGAAGGCGCUUGAUAAGACCGUGGAGGAAAGAAACGAAGUUCUUCACAAGCUUGAAGAAUCUUGGGCGCGUUACCGAAAGCAACAGCGAUAUUCAGCCGCGAAUGAUCGCUACAACCGAAAUGGUGGCGCGAAUUCCUCUCGAAACGAUUCACAUAUCAGCCAGGGUGAUGAGGAGACGGGCGAGGACUGGCGGCUCCUGGGAGACGACUCUGACCAAGCCCACGUCACCGAAGGCGAUCGACCGCAGAUUUCACUACGAUACGGAAUUUUUGGGCUCCGAAGUCGCAGGAUCGAUGCCAUUGACUAUUAUGAGGAGAAGCUUCGAAAGAUGGAUGACAAGGUCAUUGAGGCUCGGAAGAAGGACUACAAUACUACGGACAUGGUACUUGUCACCAUGGACUCUGUCAUGUCCUGCCAAAUGGUCGUCCAGGCUCGGAUUGACCCACGGCCUGGCCGGUUCCUGACCAAGGCUGCGCCUUCGCCUUCUGAUAUUGUAUGGAAGAACACGUACGAACCUCGUGGGGUGCGUCGAAUCAAGGCGUGGACGAUUACUCUAUUCAUCACGAUCCUCACCCUGGUCUGGAUUUUCCCAACAGCAUUUCUUGCUUCGUGGCUUAGCAUAUGCACCAUCCAGAAGGUCCUGCCCCCCUUCUCCGAGUGGCUCAAGGACCAUGCCGUCAUUCACUCGCUAUUCCGAAACGGUCUGCCCACGGUCGUGGUUUCGUUGCUCAACGUUGCUGUCCCCUACCUCUAUGAAUACUUAUCCAAUCGCCAGGGAAUGAUAUCGCACGUCGAUGUGGAGCUCUCGCUCAUCUCCAAGAACUUUUUCUUCACCUUCUUCAAUACCUUUUUCGUCUUUGCUGUUUCGAGAACGGCAUUUGAAUUUUGGAGCGUGCUUCAGGAUUUUCUCAAAGAUACAAGCAAGAUCCCUAGAGCUAUCGCGGCUAAUGUGGAAGAUUUAUCCGUCUUCUAUAUCAGUUUCAUCAUACUACAAGGUGUUGGCCUGAUGCCUUUUCGAAUUUUGGAAGUCGGAAGCGUCUUCCUCUUCCCAAUUAACCGUUUCCUGGCCAAGACUCCGCGAGACUAUGCGGCGCUUAAGAAGCCGCCAGUAUUCCAAUAUGGGUUCUAUCUGCCUACCUCGCUGCUUAUUUUCAACCUUUGCGUCAUCUACAGUGUCUUGAGAUGGGGCUUUGCCAUCCUGAUCUUUGGAACACUCUAUUUCUCGAUUGGGUAUUUCACAUUCAAGCACAUGCUCUUAUAUGCCAUGGACCAGCCGCAACAUGCAACCGGAGGCGCGUGGCAGAUUAUCUGCUAUCGCAUUGUCAUCGGGCUAAUUGUAUUUGAGGUUGUCAUGAUUGGGCAGAUUGCAUCUCUUGCGGCCUUUGUCCAGUCAGUGGCCGUUAUGCCUCUUAUUCCCUUUUCGAUUUGGUAUACCUAUUAUUUCAAGAGGCGAUAUAUGCCUCUUAUGAAGUACAUUGCCCUGCGAGCCAUCAGACCCGAGGAAGGCUCUGGCGAGGGUGAGGCUGUUGUGGAUGAAGAGGAGUCUGAUGAUGCUAGCCCGGACCGCUUACGAUCGCGAGAAAUGCUGCGUAGAGGUAGCACAUUGGAUGAACUUAAAGAGAGAGACUUGACAUUUACCAACCCAAGUCUCGUCAUGCCUCUCCAGCAACCCUGGGUUUACACCGACCCGCCUCCAAUUGUGAUGACCGACGAGGAUUCAGAAGAUGGCUCAGCAGAAGGCUCUGAAGACCAGCCGAGAGUACUGCUGCCUAAUGCAGAUAGCUCUUUGGGCAUCGGAGAAGACAACGUGUGGUUGAAUACUGCAGGACGAGAUCGAGAACGAAGAUGA